Molecule: messenger RNA, 1063 nt
Organism: Vollenhovia emeryi
Lineage: Eukaryota; Metazoa; Arthropoda; Insecta; Hymenoptera; Formicidae
Exons: 2
Biological process (GO): DNA repair; telomere maintenance
Molecular function (GO): DNA helicase activity
Source: RefSeq, a predicted model, not a curated record
AUGAGUCGGCAGUCUUGGAGCGAGGAGAGCGGAGGGAAGAAGAGAGCGGAGGAGCGAGAGUCGAUAUGGAAAAGGAAGAGGAUUGGUCGAGAGGAUCGAGAGAUCGAAGGUCGAUCGGCGGGGGUGCAGGAAGAGGGAGCUGGCAGACCGAAAACGGACGGCAGCGGAGAAGAAGGUGUACAAGAGUACAGGAAUAAUGAUUUUGCAAAGACACUUUUAUAUCACGUGGUACCAAUGUAUUACACUUGGAAUAAAAAUUUGUUUAUAAGAAGAAAACGUGGAGAGGAUGUAGAAGGAUAUCCCAGAAUAAAAAAAGAUACAGCACUAGGAAGAAUUUAUACUAUUCAUCCAAAACAAACAGAGUGUUUUUAUUUAAGAAUGUUACUGCACCAUGUCCGAGGGCCAACAUCAUUUGAGAAUAUAAGAACUGUAAAUGGUGUGGUGAAAUCUACUUUUCAGGAUGCGUGCCAAGAACUUGGUUUAUUAGAAAACGAUAACCAAUGGAAAGACACACUUGCAGAGGCUGCGAUUUUGAGGUCGGCGUCAAGGAUGAGAGAAUUGUUUGCAAUAAUUUUAGUAUUCUGCCAACCGGCUAAACCAAGUAUAUUAUGGGAAAUAUUCGAACAAAAUUUAUGUGAGGACAUUUUAUUAAGAGAGCAACGACGAUAUAAUGAUAAGACAAUAAUGUUAUCCGAGGAAAUCAUCAACCAAGCGCUGUGUGAAUUAGAAGAUAAGGUAGUAGCAUUGAGUGAAAAAUAUUUAGUUAAUUACGGUAUGCCUAUACCUAAACGUAGUGAAAAAAAUGCGGGAGAUCUAUAUGACGUGAUUUUAAAAUGUCCAUUUGAUAAAAAAGAGAUGCAAGAUUAUGUAAGUGAAAACCUACCUAAAUUAGUGCCAGAUCAGAGACAAGCAUUCGAAAAAAUUAUUGACAGUGUUAUCUAUAAUCGAGGAAAUGUAUUUUUUUUGGAUGCUCCUGGAGGAACAGGAAAGACUUUUUUAAUCAAUUUACUAUUGGCAAAGGUGAGAUCAACAUGUGGUAUAGCCAUAGGAGUGGCAUCGUCAG